Diaporthe batatas is the source of this 1197-nucleotide messenger RNA. RefSeq lists its product as uncharacterized. The record is from RefSeq and is a predicted model, not a curated record. The transcript has a single exon. The coding region runs from base 1 to 1197 and encodes 398 amino acids. Lineage: Eukaryota; Fungi; Ascomycota; Sordariomycetes; Diaporthales; Diaporthaceae.
AUGGAGCGCGGAAAGCACUCCUCCCUCCAAGAACACCCAUUCCAAGUGAACGAGCAUACACGGCAGCCGUGGGCGGGGGCACAUGCAGCCCCGGCAAGGGAACCCUCAGGUAAUGGACCGCAUUGGAACCAAGCUCUGUCAAUAUCGCAGGGAGAACGGGGCCAAGUUCAGCAGCAACCGCAUACGCUGCAACACUUCCAGCCCUGGGUUCAGCAACCACAACGGCAGGUACGGGACCAACCCGGGGCUCAGCCAGUGGUGCAUGAGAGGAGCCAGACCGCGGAACAAGCCCAGCAACAAGCGGAGCCAUCUUCCCAUGUUCCCAUCCCCGAGAGUGUUGUCGUCACUAGAACUCCUCCCGCCACUGCCUCGAGCGUCCUGGAGGACCAAGACCACGCGACAGACUCAGCCACGGCUCCGCCCCCGCCUUUUCUCGAGCCCGACCCCUACGCCCGGGCAUCCCGGCUGCAGCUCCGCGAGGCCUACGCCCCUACUCCGAGUGUCGUAGGCCACGCGCGGCGGCCCUUCGGGAUCCCCGAGCUCGCGCGUGACAUGUUCGCCGGCCGGCCCAACCACUACGACGAGACAGCGGCCCGCUGGGCGGCCCGCUGGGCCCAGUUGGGUCUCACGUGGCAGACCAGCCCGGAUGAUGACUACGACGACGGUGAUAGCGACGGUACCGUUAGUGACAUCGGCGGUGGCAUAAACAGAGGCAAGGCCAGGGGAAAGGGCAAGGGCAAGGGCAAGGGCAAAGAGCCUGCCCACGCCGGACUCUCGCCAGAUACGCUGCCAGGCAGAGGCAGGAAGCGCAACUUCUCGAAGGCCUCGUCGGCGGUAGACUCCACCCUGUCAGCCGAGCUGGACGAGCCGUCCACCCCGGCCACCCCCGCCGCCGCCGUGGUCCCCGGCACGGAGGCGCUGCGGCGCAACCUACGGGACGACGCGACUGUUGCGUGCGUGCGCCGCGACCACGGUGAACGUGCCGCCCUCGACAUGACCGCUGCGGCUAACACGCUGCAGGGGGCCGGCCGCGGCCUGGGCGGUGUCGCGGACGCCCAGGUCGUCGCCAACGACCUGGAGAUCCGGCGGCGCCAGGAGGCUGUCGACACACAGGGCUCGCGCCGUCGACGCCGAGGUGCCUCGUCAGAGGGUGAAGAAGAUGCACCAGCCGCGCAGCGACAGCGGAUGGGGCAGUAG